AACUUUGUGCAGGACAAAAUGACAAACACUUUUGAAUCAUAACCUCCUAAAGUAUCGCAGAUUCACUCAUCAGUAGUCCGUUUGUUUUCUGCGAGUUUUUCCUCUAUCUCUCAAUUUAAACAACAUCCGAAGAUGUCUCGCGGUAGCAGCGCAGGCUUCGACCGUCACAUCACCAUCUUCUCCCCAGAAGGCCGCCUAUAUCAAGUGGAAUACGCUUUCAAAGCAAUCAACCAAGCCGGCCUCACAUCCGUGGCCAUCAAAGGCCAAGACGUCGCCGUCUGUGUAACCCAGCGCAAGAUCCCCGACAAGCUCAUCGAUGCAAGUACCAUCACGCAUCUUUUCCAGCUCACCGAGCACAGCGGUUGCGUGAUGACCGGCAUGAUUGCCGACAGCAAAUCGCAAGUGCAGCGCGCACGUUACGAAGCCGCACAAUUCAAAUACAAAUACGGCUAUGAGAUGCCCAUUGAUGCAUUGUGCAGACGUGUGGCUGACGUCUCACAAGUGUAUACGCAGAAUGCCGAGAUGCGGCCGCUUGGCUGCUCAAUGGUGCUGAUUGGGUAUGACCCUUUGAAUGGGCCUUGUGUGUAUAAAACUGACCCAGCUGGGUACUACUGUGGGUACAAGGCUGUGAGUGUAGGCGCUAAGCAAACUGAAGCCAAUAGCUGCUUGGAGAAGAUGUUGAAGAAGAAACAAGACCUCUCUCAGGAUGAUGUCAUCCAACUUGCAAUUAGCUGCUUGAGUAAUGUCCUCUCAAUGGACUUCAAGCCUACUGAGAUUGAGAUUGGUGUGGUUACCAAGGAUAAUCCCAAGUUUAGAAAGAUGGAUGAACAAGAAGUUGAUAGACAUUUGACUGCCAUUGCAGAGAAGGAUUAAAUCAGUCCUGAGGUUGAUGAAAAUGUUUGAAAUAACCUAAGCUAAGUUAAUUUGUAAUACUAUUUUUUGUCCACAUUAAUAAAUGGUUAAAGAAA
Dalotia coriaria is the source of this 968-nucleotide messenger RNA. RefSeq names its product proteasome subunit alpha type-6-like. The record is from RefSeq and is a predicted model, not a curated record. Gene Ontology annotation, cellular component: cytosol; proteasome core complex, alpha-subunit complex; proteasome core complex. The transcript has a single exon. Gene Ontology annotation, biological process: ubiquitin-dependent protein catabolic process; proteasomal protein catabolic process. Lineage: Eukaryota; Metazoa; Arthropoda; Insecta; Coleoptera; Staphylinidae. The coding region runs from base 133 to 873 and encodes 246 amino acids.